UAUCGCCGGGUUUCUCAUCACGCCCGCCCGUCUUCUCCUCCUCCUCUCUCGCUCUCUCUCACUCUCUUCGUAUCCAUCGCCCCCAAUUCUUCUGCCUUUGCGUUUAUAAUGCUGCCAUUGCUUCCGCUCGCGAUCAAUCCCUAAAUUUGAGCUCCCGAUUACGCAUCGCAGAUCCCUUUGCCUUCCCGCUCCUCUGCCUUUGCUCACCCCUACCGGUGUUUUGCCAGGAAUGCGGCAUAUGUGAAUCACUUCUUGUUCAGCAUAAAGAACUUCUCUCUUGCUUAGAAAAUUAAGGCUUUUGAGAUGAGUUCUCUUUCACUUUCAUUGAUUGAUGCUGCCGGAUUAGCGGGAAACAGGGGCAGUUUUGUCUCUGGAUCGCGUAUUCUUUUAAGGAAACAGUUGCUUGGUGCUGAUCUAGAGAGGUGUUCGGCCUAUGCAAUUGGGAGAUCUUGGAUGAAGAAUUUGGGAGGAUCUGUUGCUGCUAAUAGUCGUAGAUUUUCUGUGUCUGCAAAGAUCAGAAAGGGGAAAAGGCAUGAUUAUCCCUGGCCGAAGGACAUUGAUCCAAAUUUGGAAAGUGGGCAUCUGAGUUAUCUGUCUCCCUUCAAGCCUCUCACUGAGAAACCAAAACCUGUUACCCUUGCUUUUGAGAAGCCUUUGCAUGAUCUUGAGAAGAAGAUGGCUGAUGUGCGAAAAAUGGCUGCUGAGACUGGUUUGGACUUCACGGAUCAAAUUAAUCUUCUUGAAAGCAAAUAUCAGCAGGCUGUGAAAGAUUUAUACUCAAAACUUACUCCAAUUCAAAGGCUGCAAAUGGCUCGUCAUCCCAAUAGACCAACAUUCCUUGAUCAUGUUUUGAACAUCACUGAUAAGUGGGUUGAGCUCCAUGGUAACCGUGCAGGUUAUGAUGAUCCUGCCAUUGUUACAGGUCUUGGAAGUAUAGAUGGAAAGACCUACAUGUUUAUUGGUCACCAGAAAGGCAGGAACACUAAAGAAAAUAUUAAACGGAAUUUUGGAAUGCCAACUCCACAUGGAUACCGGAAGGCCUUGCGCUUGAUGAGGUAUGCUGAUCACCACGGAUUUCCAAUCAUCUCAUUUGUAGACACACCUGGUGCAUUCGCUGACCUUAAAUCUGAAGAACUUGGCCAGGGUGAGGCAAUUGCCUUCAAUUUAAGGGAAAUGUUUGGCCUAAAGGUUCCAAUGGUAUCUAUUGUGAUUGGUGAAGGUGGAUCUGGUGGUGCUCUUGCUAUUUGCUGUGCUAACAAGCUACUGAUGUUGGAAAAUUCUGUCUUUUAUGUUGCCAGCCCCGAGGCUUGUGCUGCAAUUUUGUGGAAAAACUCUCAGGCGGCUCCUAAGGCAGCUGAGAGACUAAGAAUCACACCCAAGUCACUGCGCAGAUUGAAGAUUGCUGAUGGGAUUAUUCCAGAACCACUAGGUGGUGCACACUUGGAUCCAACUUGGACUUCCCAACAAAUCAAGUUAGCUGUCAUGAAAGCCAUGGAGGAGCUCUCUGAACUGGACACUGAUAGCUUACUUCACCAGCGAUACAUGAAGUAUCGGAUACUUGGGGGAUUUGUUGAAAGCCCACCUGUGGACCCAGUGAAAAAGAGACGUAUGAAGAAGGAGGACACAAAGUUGAUACCAGCCGAAAGUAGUGCGGAGGAGGUGAAGAUUUCUUCACUUUCAGCUGAUUUACCUAUUUCUGGUGCAGGAAUAGAGCAAGUGAGGGAAGAAGUAGACCAGGAAAUGACAAAUGCUUUCAUUUCUUUGGGCCUACAAGAGGAGCUGGAGAAUCUUAGAAAUGAAUUAUCCAAAUCUCCUUCUGAAACAGUUGAUCCAACUUUAAAAGAAAGGGCUGAUAGACUGGUUCAAGAAUUUAGACAAAAGUUUGACCAUCCUGAGUCAUUCCCGCAACUGAAACAGAAGCUUGAAGUGCUAUCAAAGGUCAACACAUUACAAAAUCAGAUACCUGAAGAGAAAAGGUCACAGAACCAGAAUGAGAAGGUAGAGAAACUGAAGGAAGAGAUCAAUGAGAAACUCCUGGAUAAGUUGAAGACCAAGAUGGAAGUCUUGAGAACUGCACGUGCCUUGGUGGCUAGCGGAACACUGUUAGAUGCAGAUCAGAUUGAAGCAGUGGAGGCAGCAAAUGAAGAGCUAAAAGAGAUGCUAAAAUCUGUGAAUCUUGAGGUGGUGGGUUUGGGCAAGUCGAAAUCACCAAUAGCGCCACCAGGCUUAGAAGAGGAGUUGACGGUGGUUGACAAGUUGGUGAGGAAGGAAAUAGAGGCAGCAGUAGAGAAAGCUGGUCUAAGAAGCAAGAUAGACGAACUGAAGGCAGAGAUCGCAAGUGGUUCUAAUGGAGAAAAAAUAGAACAAUUGGAGAGGGAGAUAAAGGAAGAAAUUUCUGCCGUGAUUGAUCUGACUGAUUUGAAGAAUAAAGUUGCUUCUUCGCUGGGAUUGUCUGCCCAAGAACCAGCAUACGCUGGUAAUGCUUAAAUCUUGAGGUUGUUACAAGUUAAACAUAAUUUGAUUUUUCUGUGUAGAACUUAUUUCAAGUGACUCCAGAGUUUCUAUAUUUUCUCUGCACUUGUGGUCCUGGGUAUCCACAUUUGAACUGGUUGGAAAUGCUUGAGGAGAUGACAUGAUAUAUUUUUUUACAUAAGGAAAAAAUAAAGUAAUAAAAAAGGUUGUUCCCA
This is a messenger RNA of Zingiber officinale, 2687 nucleotides long. Its product is annotated as acetyl-coenzyme A carboxylase carboxyl transferase subunit alpha, chloroplastic-like. Gene Ontology annotation, cellular component: acetyl-CoA carboxylase complex. Bases 304 to 2487 code for a protein of 727 amino acids. Gene Ontology annotation, molecular function: carboxyl- or carbamoyltransferase activity; acetyl-CoA carboxylase activity. Gene Ontology annotation, biological process: fatty acid biosynthetic process. Lineage: Eukaryota; Viridiplantae; Streptophyta; Magnoliopsida; Zingiberales; Zingiberaceae. The transcript has 11 exons. The record is from RefSeq and is a predicted model, not a curated record.